GCCAUUCACUAGAACGCAAGCCGCGAGCACGCACCUACCCUCUGCCUUAGCCAGCCACUCGCUCACUCUUCUGCUUGUGCCACAGCCUGCACCAGUGUGACUGUCACGUUCACAAGUUGUCAUCGGCUUGCAAGACAGAUUUUUUCGGCAUUAACGGCGUCGGCUGUCGGCUCCUCUCGCACUCGUCGCGCUGCUAAGCUACUGCCAUUACUUAUUUUAAAAUUCCUAAAGUUUUCGAUUUUUUAAUUCCACGAAAAAAGAAAAUUAUUUGAAAAUCUAAGUACGUACACGUGGUACCUCCGCGAACGAGAGAGAGUGAGUUGGUCGCCGUUUCUUUCCCGUUUACUCUUCACGUCUUAAUCGGAAAAUAUGGGGAAGACAAGGAAUAAGCAAACGACACGUGCUGGCGCUUCUAAGAAGGAGUCGGUGAGCCCAAGCUCUGUGCAGGUGCCCAUUGAGGACGCUGUCCGGACAGUCAAACGCCGCAGCAACCUUCCCAAGGACGCCAUCAUCGUGAUGAACAACUGGCUAAGGCAAAACCUUAAGCACGCCUACCCAACGGACGCCAUGAAGGAGCAUAUGGCCAAGUCGACCGGACUGACUCUCGUUCAGGUUUCGAAUUGGUUUAUUAACGCCCGGAGGCGCUACCUGGCUCAGCUAAUUGCGGAAGCUGGCUUAGAUGAGUCUGAGACCCACAAAAUCCGGCGGCGAGGCAAGAACCAGCUCAGGGAGCCGGCGAAGCCAGUGACUGACCGGAAGCUACCGGCCAAGUUCAGGACGACUUCUACAUCGUCAACCGGAUCUGACAGUGGGUGCAUGGAGAACACCCACCCCAUUGUCAUGUGGCACAGUUCUGCGGAAAGUGUGCCCAGCUCAAAGCCCCUGAUUCCUACCAAGAACAAUGGCUCCAAAGGGUUUGGUAUGGGAUGCCCCGAGUUGAGCCACCCGUUUAUGAUGCGGCCCACUGACAAGUUAAUUCUGCACGCUCAUGAGUUGCUCAAAGAGGAGGACAAGAAAAGCAUGUUCUAUGACAUGCAGUUGCUGUCUACAGUGGCUAUGGUCGUGAGAGCUCACAGCAAUAAUGCUUAAAAUUGAGCCUUGUCUAGUGCAGAGACAAAAUCGUAGUGUAUUUAAUAUAGUUUUACCUUGUACAGUCUUAUAAAAUUUCAAGCCUUUUGGUUUAGCACAACUCGCAGCUCAGCGUAGCUAAACUUAAACGUUCAAAGCGUUUAUAUUAACUAAACUUAAAAGUGCCAUUAUCAGAAACCGAAGACUUCCAAGCUUGAAGACAAGCGACAAUAAAUAUCGCAAAGAGCGACAUUGUAUAUAUUUUACCAUAAUUUACUCCUUAACAAGUAAAGUGAGGUGUCUCAAUACGCUUAAAUGGUUGAUAUAUAUAUAAGUCGCAAAUUUAGCUCUAAACACGGCGACAACGUUGUACAUUUUUAUGUAAGUAAUCGUGCUGGAACAAUAAGCUCGCAAUAAGAUCAAAAGCUAAAACGCUUCAAACAACAAAAUCAUUUUUUACGCAUUUAAGGGGUUCAUAAGUGGUGAAUUUUUAAUCUUUGACAUAAGUGCCUAUAUUUAUGUUCAGACUGGAAAAGCCCGUUAUACCACCGCUGCACCCAAUCAUGUGCUCCUUAGGUGCAUUUGUCGCGUGGUUGAUUUUAAAUAAACCUAAUAUACAUCUCAUGGCCAUUUUGUGCACGCUUGUAAUCAAUAAAACUAACAAUUGUAGUAUUUUAUUGUCAAAUGUAAAUUUCAUCAUUAUUGAACCCCUUUGUCAUUUUGAUUAAGAGCUUUUUGUACCUUAAUAAGAAUGAUCUUUUAUCCCAGCAAGAAAAGUGGUGUCCGUGCAUUUUUGUUAAAGUCGUGACUGUGACGACUCCUAAAUUUCUUAAAUAUGGUUACACCAUACUAUUGCAAAGAAAUAUAGUCUGACGAUGCACUUUUCUGCAUCUAGUUUGUUGUAGACAGCAAUAAUAUAGUACAUUGUAUAGCAUUUUAUUUGCUCAACUCGAAAUAUGGUUGUGCAGUCCACAUGUUAAUUUUAAGUGUUGCCUGCUCUUUAACCUUUUGCAUCCGGAUAUUUUAUAUAUGUGUACCACCAUAGUCGUUUUUACCAGGUUUAUCGGCUAACUGCAAAAUCAAAACCCAAACACUUAAAUUUGAGAAAGAUGCCAAAUAUACUUUUUGUAGACAUAUCAAUUGAGCUACCUGAUGAAUUCUGUACUGGUUUUCCAAAAUGUGAAGAUACAGCACACAUACCUACAAAUUGUUGAAACUGAUCAGAAUUGACGUCAGAGAGAUGUGUUAUAAAAAUGACGAUUAAACUGUUUUAGUGUAUAAA
This is a messenger RNA of Cloeon dipterum, 2350 nucleotides long. Its product is annotated as homeobox protein TGIF2LX-like. Gene Ontology annotation, biological process: regulation of transcription by RNA polymerase II. The record is from RefSeq and is a predicted model, not a curated record. The transcript is spliced from 3 exons. Lineage: Eukaryota; Metazoa; Arthropoda; Insecta; Ephemeroptera; Baetidae. The coding region runs from base 370 to 1089 and encodes 239 amino acids. Gene Ontology annotation, molecular function: RNA polymerase II cis-regulatory region sequence-specific DNA binding.